AUGCCUUCAAUUCUUGGUAAAGAAAUUGCCGAUACUGCCUAUGGCCUCAUGGGGUUCACCUGGCGCCCCUACCAGACCCCCGACGAAGAUGCUUUCCGCGCCAUGAAGGCCGCUCUCGCCCACGGCGCAAACCUCUGGAACUCCGCUGAAUUCUACGGCCAGAACACUGCCCCCCUCAAGCCUACCGACAAUCUCUCCCUCCUUGCCCGCUACUUCACGCAAUACCCCGAAGACGCCGACAAGGUCCUCCUCUCGGUAAAGGGCGGCUUCAAUUUCGUAACUUUCAAACCUGAUGGCUCUCCAGCCGGUAUAAAACGUAGUGUCGAGGCAUCUGUCGCCGCCCUCGACGGAAAGAAGAAGAUUGAUAUCUUCGAGUGUGCCCGUGUCGACAAAGACACACCCAUUGAGACCACCAUCGCUGCACUUGCAGAGUACGUCAAGGACGGGACCAUCGGCGGAAUUGGACUCUCAGAGUCAAGUGCGGCCACCAUCCGCCGUGCUCAUGCGGUUCAUCCCAUUGCGGCUGUUGAAGUAGAAUUUUCUCUGUGGUCUACCGAGAUCUUAUACAACGGCGUUGCAGAGGCUUGUGCUGAACUGGGAAUCCCAAUCGUUGGCUACUCGCCCCUUGGGCGUGGGUUCUUGACAGGGCAGAUCAGGAGCAAUGCCGACAUCCCAGACGGCGAGUACAGGAAACACUUUGACCGUUUCCAGCCAGGGAACUUUGAGAAGAACUUACAGCUUGUUGACGCUGUAAAGGAGAUUGCGGACAGGAAGGGUGUGACGGCGAGUCAGUUGGCCCUGGCAUGGAUCAAGCACCAAAGUGGCCGUGGGGACAAACCAGUGAUUAUUCCGUUGUUUGGGGCGGUGAAGGACACGAGGGUUGAAGAGAAUAUGAAGAAGGUUGAGGUGACGGAUGAGGAGGCCGCGGAGAUUGAUAAGAUAUUGAAGAGUAUCGAGAUUGUAGGUGGGAGAUAUAUGAAGGAGUUGGAACAUAUGUUGCUUGUUUAG
Morchella importuna is the source of this 1008-nucleotide messenger RNA. RefSeq lists its product as uncharacterized. NCBI's taxonomy places the organism in Eukaryota, Fungi, Ascomycota, Pezizomycetes, Pezizales, Morchellaceae. The record is from RefSeq and is a predicted model, not a curated record. The transcript has 2 exons. The coding region runs from base 1 to 1008 and encodes 335 amino acids. Gene Ontology annotation, cellular component: cytoplasm.